Messenger RNA from Phytophthora nicotianae INRA-310, 1087 nucleotides. RefSeq lists its product as hypothetical. The record is from RefSeq and is a predicted model, not a curated record. Gene Ontology annotation, molecular function: GTP binding; GTPase activity. Bases 217 to 873 code for a protein of 218 amino acids. The transcript has 2 exons. Gene Ontology annotation, cellular component: endosome. Lineage: Eukaryota; Oomycota; Peronosporomycetes; Peronosporales; Peronosporaceae.
GGUAUCGAGUCGGUAGCUGUGUUUACCACACCAACCAUCUGCUACGAUGGCAACCGACGUCCGUAACGACAAACCCAGAGCCAGAAGACGAGAAGAGAUAAUCUAGUGAGGCUUUGCCGGUCUAAGAAACCCCUGCAGAGGAACGAGUCGACUGGGGAGACCGCCUCAGCAGCACAGCGCCGCGCUCACACCGAGAUAUUCUAGACACACAAAGCCAUGGCGUCGCCUCGCGAAGAUGAGUACGACUACCUGUUCAAGAUCGUGUUAAUCGGUGACUCGGGCGUCGGCAAGUCCAACUUGCUGUCCCGCUUCACGCGCAACGAGUUUAAUCUCGAGUCCAAGAGUACUAUCGGUGUCGAGUUUGCCACCAAGUCUAUCGUGGCCGAGGGCAAGACCAUCAAGGCGCAGAUCUGGGACACAGCCGGCCAGGAGCGAUAUAGAGCGAUUACCAGCGCAUACUACCGGGGUGCAGUAGGCGCGCUAUUGGUGUAUGACAUUACGAAGCACGGCACCUUUGAGAACGUGGAGCGCUGGCUGAAGGAGCUGCGGGACCACGCGGAUGCCAACACGGUCAUUAUGCUGGUGGGAAACAAGAGCGAUCUGCGUCAUCUGCGUGCGGUAUCGACGGAGGAGGCUAUGGCGUUCGCGGAGAAGAACAAUCUGGCGUUCAUCGAGACGUCUGCUCUGGAGGCCACAGGCGUCGACACGGCUUUCCAGCGUAUUCUUACCGAGAUCUACAAGCUUAUGAGUCGCAAGACUAUCCAAGCGGAAGAAAACGCGACGGCUAGCUUGCCGACGGGUAACAGUAUCGCAAUCACGGCCGAGAAUACGACCGAAAGCAUAAAGAAGAAAAAGAAGAGCGGUUGCUGCUAGGCUGCGUGCCCCCCUGCGACGGAGUAGAUGAGGUGGUAAACGUGAGUCCAGGGACGACCCACACAUCUUAAUGCAAUCGAGUUUAAUCUACAUGUACAACGCCACGUACGUCGGCACCGCAUUUGCACUGCAACGCCUGACUUUCGUCACUUUGUGAAUUUUCUACAAAUUACCACAAAAUUAACCAGAAAAGACCACUUACCAACAAAAACAU